Molecule: messenger RNA, 757 nt
Organism: Musa acuminata subsp. malaccensis (wild Malaysian banana)
Lineage: Eukaryota; Viridiplantae; Streptophyta; Magnoliopsida; Zingiberales; Musaceae
Product: probable phospholipase A2 homolog 1
Biological process (GO): pollen development; phospholipid metabolic process; pollen germination
Molecular function (GO): lipid binding; A2-type glycerophospholipase activity; calcium ion binding
Source: RefSeq, a predicted model, not a curated record
UUCCUCCCUCGCGGUAUAGAGUCCGGAGAAUGCAAGGUCAACGGGAGCGCCCGCGCGCCUUCACCGCCUGCCUCCUCCUCCUCCUCCUCCUGCUCUCUGCCUCCGCCUCCGCCCGCGCUGGUGCCACCACUCAUUCCCGUGCCGAGGUCAAUUGCAGUAAUAGAUGUGUCGCGGAGAACUGCAAUUCCAUUGGGAUCCGAUAUGGGAAGUUCUGCGGUGUGGGUUGGACGGGUUGUCCUGGAGAGAAGCCCUGUGAUGAGCUCGACGCUUGUUGCAAAGUCCAUGAUGAAUGCGUUGAGAAAAAAGGUAUGAUGAGCGUUCAAUGCCAUGAGAAGUUCAAGACCUGCAUCAAGAAGGUGAAGAAGUCCGGAAAGGUUGGGUUCUCUAAAGAAUGCCCCUAUGAAACAGCAAUGCCGACUAUGAUGCAGGGAAUGGAUAUGGCCAUUUUGUUCAGCCAACUGGGCAUUCAGAAGGCAGAAUUGUGAUUUCAACCAAAGAUUCUUCCUUAAAAAUCCAUCACUAAAGAUACAUGGGUCUCAACAUUUCAAACCAUUCUUUGUUUGAUUCAAUCCAUCGGCACAGACACAGUAAUCCAAACACGGUUUGCCUUUUUUCCUCUUGUUUUAUUCUACAGAGAUUGUUAAAGGAACUUUACAUGUUAUAUAUUAACCAACGAUGUGCAUUUGCAACACACAUUUGUUGUAAAAGAAGCUGUAGACUGACAUAGUCAAUCAGUACGGUUUAUGUUCCAAGUUCA